AUGCUACGAGUACGACAGGAAAAACCGUUAUGCGAAUUACCUUCGAAUUUAGGUCCCAUCUCAGUAAAUAGGUCAUAUAUAGACUUGGAAGAAUUGGACGAACAUGCAUUUCCAGAGGUAAAGUGGGGCGGGCAGUUCUCGCCAUACGAUUGCACCGCCGAACAUAAAGUGGCCAUUAUAGUGCCUUUCAGGGAUCGACAGAAGCAUCUGGCGUUAUUCAUAAAGUACAUGCAUUCGUUUCUGAUGAAGCAGCAAAUAGAAUAUAGAUUAUUUAUUAUCGAACAAGCAGAAACGCAUCCGUUCAAUCGCGGGCAGCUCAUGAACGUGGGGUUCUUGGAGAGCCAGAAGAUGGGUAACUGGGAGUGCUUCAUCUUCCACGAUGUGGACUUGCUGCCGCUAGACCCGCGGAACGUGUACCAGUGCGACAAGCAGCCUCGACACUUAGCUGCUGCCGUCGAUAAGCUCGGUUUUGAGCUACCGAAUUCGUAUUCAUUUGGCGGUGUGACAGCUGUAACGUUGGAGCAAUUCAAGAAAGUCAACGGCUUCUCCAACCGAUACCAGGGCUGGGGCGGCGAAGACGACGAUAUGUCUCACAGGUUAAGGAUGAUGGGUUACCGUAUCACACGUUACAAUAUGUCCGUAGCUCGGUAUACUAUGCUCAGCCACUCGGAAGCACUGCGCAACCCAAAAAGAACGUAUCUCUUAUCAGGAACGAAAAGAAAAAACAAGGAAGACGGAUUAUCGUCACUAGAAUACGUGGUUAUUAAGAAAAACCUUCACCAGCUGUACACGCACAUCAUUGCGAACCUUAAGGAGAAAUUGGACAGCAUUGAAAUACCAUAUCUUGCGAACAUGCUGUUUGGCGAUAAAUUGUAAUGCAAGUGACUGAA
Molecule: messenger RNA, 890 nt
Organism: Cydia strobilella
Lineage: Eukaryota; Metazoa; Arthropoda; Insecta; Lepidoptera; Tortricidae
Product: beta-1,4-N-acetylgalactosaminyltransferase bre-4-like
Exons: 7
Coding region: 1-876 (291 amino acids)
Biological process (GO): carbohydrate metabolic process; glycosphingolipid biosynthetic process
Cellular component (GO): Golgi apparatus
Molecular function (GO): N-acetyl-beta-glucosaminyl-derivative 4-beta-N-acetylgalactosaminyltransferase activity; galactosyltransferase activity
Source: RefSeq, a predicted model, not a curated record